Messenger RNA from Cokeromyces recurvatus, 1815 nucleotides. RefSeq names its product rab-GTPase-TBC domain-containing protein. The coding region runs from base 73 to 1647 and encodes 524 amino acids. The transcript is spliced from 4 exons. The record is from RefSeq and is a predicted model, not a curated record. NCBI's taxonomy places the organism in Eukaryota, Fungi, Mucoromycota, Mucoromycetes, Mucorales, Mucoraceae.
CUUCUUUUUUCUUUUUAUCCUAUAACCCAACAUUUUUUUUUCUUCUUUUUCUUUCCCUUAUAUUUUACAAAGAUGCAAGUAGUACAAACAAACUAUCUUAAUCAAAACGAACAAGUAGAAGCAUAUGUAACUAACAAUAAACAGCAAAAUAAUCAAAAGCCAACAAUGAUAAGCAAAGGUGGCACUGAAAUGUUUGAUAAAAUUACUACAUUUUCUGAUGAUGACAGUGCUUGUUCUUUUUAUUCUGAAGAAGACGAAAAAUUAUUAACACCACCUUUAGCUACACCUGAAAAAGAGCUACAAGAACCUUAUUUAGCAAAAGAAGAUGAUGUAGAUUGGGCAUUCUGGUCUAAAGUUAUUUCAAAUUAUAACCAUUUUAGUCAAUCAGAAUUAAAAUCAUUAUCAAUUCAAGUUCAGCAAGGAAUACCUUCCGCUUUAAGAGGCGCCAUUUGGCCUUUAUUGGCAAAUAAUAAUAAUAAAAUAAAUUCUUCUGAAGAAUCAUUACAGAAUUACUAUAUUGGAUUAUUAAAGCAAGAGUCUGUUUAUGAAAAAGCGAUUACACGUGACCUUCAUCGAACAUUCCCUCAUCAUCCUUUCUUUCAAUCUUCUGUAGGUCAAGAGUCUUUAUUUAAUAUAGUAAAAGCUUAUUCUAUACAUGAUCCUGAAGUAGGUUAUUGUCAAGGUUUACAGUUUAUAGCAGGACCAUUGCUCUUGAACAUGCCAGAAGAAGAAUCAUUUUAUGUUCUUAUUCAGCUAAUGCAACAAUAUGAAUUAAGAGGGCAUUACACACCUCAGCUUGAUUUAUUACGACAACGUCUAUUUCAAUUUGAUGGCUUAUUAGCUGAUCAUUUACCUCAUAUCCAUAGACAUUUUAAUGAACAAGGUGUCCGUUCAAAUAUGUAUGCCUCUCAAUGGUUUUUAACCUUAUUUGCCUACAAGUUUCCAUUAAACGUCGUUUUCCGUAUUUAUGAUACCUUAUUUACAGAGGGAGUUCAUUGUCUUUUCCGUAUAGGUUUAGCUUUAUUAUCUAAAAAUCAAUCGACUAUUUUAUCUCUAGAUUUUGAAAAUUUAGUAGCCUACUUAAAAGAUGAUAUGUUGACCAUAUAUAAUGAUAAUAUUACAGAAUUACUUUGUGAGUCAAAUGAAAUUAAAAUUUCAAGUAAACGCUUGGAUCGAUUAGCAAAAGAAUAUUAUACACAAGCUAUAAAAGCAGAUACAGAAGCAAGUCUAAUUGAAGUUAUGCGAAAAAAGAAUCGUACCUUGACUGAACAAUGUAAAAGCUUAGAAGUGGAAGGCAAUCAAGUGAAAAAGGAAUAUGCGCUGGUCGCAGAGGAAUUGAUUACAAAGAAAUUAGAGCUAGCACGUAUUCAUGAUGAAAAUGACGCAUUAAAGGUACAAACAACAGAAUUACGAAGGAUGCUAGAUUGUAUUCCAGAGGAGAUUGAACAACGGGUACAGUCCGAUAUGGAAACAUUGUGUUUAAAAAAUCAAGCCUUGAGUCAAAAAAAUGCACAGUUACAAGAUCAAUUAGCGGAUAUGGAAGCAUUAGUAACUGAAAUGAAAUUAAAAUAUGCGCAAAGUGAAAGUGAGCGGGUUGCCUUAAAGCAAAAGUUAAAUGACCUAAAAAAAUGGAUGGAAAGUGUAUGAAUAAAAUUAUUUGUGUAUAUCAUAGUAUCCAUGAAUUAUUGUAUAGUAAAAAAAAAAGUUUCCUUUAAAGUACAUCUUCUUUAUUUCACCGAGCCAACUUGUAUGACCUAUAAGAAGAAAAAAAAUAUAGAUGUUGUUUUGAUCAAAAUGCACUAUUUUUAAGAUUUU